AUGAGUGGGCUUCUCCACACGGUGGGCCGUACUGUGGAGGACUCUGCGACGUAUAAGACGACGGAGACAUGGCUGGCGGUAUGCAAUGUGGUGUCGGUCGAGCUGGGUAGUCGUGGUUUCGAGCGCGUGGUCGCAAGCCAACCACGGAGGGUUCCAACCAACUUCUGCCAUCAUGCCCGCCGCAGGCGAUCAACACCAAGUUCUGCCACCAAUAUGGGCUGGGAUGGCAAGGUAGCAUAUCAUGUGGCCAGCGGAGCGUACGUCGACCACGGGUCUCAUUCCUCGAGUAGCACACGGCGAGCACUCGAUAAUCCGGAGCUAGAGUGUGUGGAGAUCAGCGACUAA
Molecule: messenger RNA, 345 nt
Organism: Zymoseptoria tritici IPO323
Lineage: Eukaryota; Fungi; Ascomycota; Dothideomycetes; Mycosphaerellales; Mycosphaerellaceae
Exons: 2
Coding region: 1-345 (114 amino acids)
Source: RefSeq, a predicted model, not a curated record